AUGUCGUGGAAGCCCACUGAGAAGCUCAUGCAAACUAUUGGGCACUAUGCCAGCUUUCCGCCAACAGGAGUCAGUCUUAGACAGAUGGUUCAAUUUGGAGACAAGCCUUCUGCUGGGACACUUUUCCGUGCGUCACAAUUUCUCUCCGAAGAGCUUCCAGUCCGUCUCGCGCACCGUGUAGAAGAGCUGGAUAAACUACCCGAUGGUCUCAAUGACAUGCCUUCCAUCAAGAAAGUGCGAGACUGGUACGCUCAAUCCUUUGAAGAAAUCACAACCCUUCCGCGACCUUCAUUAGACACUGAAACCCGAGACCGCCUCCUCAAUCCCCCCAAGAAGUCCAGCACAAAACUCUCCGCCACUACACGCAAUCCCAGUCUCAAGGACCAUGGCAACGGCAACGGCAAGAGCGGGAUGAAUUCGCGUCGCUAUUUUGCUGCUCUGGACGACGGCAAAGAGUGGCCUCCAAUCCUUUCCGAAUACAACCGCAAAUUCGCUCGAACGCUGGAAAUCAUCAAGAGAAGACACGAUCCUGUUGUCACAACUGUGGCUCAAGGAAUCAACGAGUGGAAGCGCAAGCAACAACGCAUGCAGAUUGAUUCGUCCAUUCAGUCCUUCCUGGACCGUUUCUAUAUGUCACGCAUCGGUAUUAGAAUGCUUAUUGGGCAACACAUUGCGUUGACAGAUCAGACCACCAACAGACACCCCAAUUAUGUUGGUAUAAUAUGCACAAAGACAAAUGUCCGAGAACUAGCAGAAGAGGCAAUUGAGAAUGCCAGAUUCGUAUGCGAGGACCACUACGGCCUGUUUGACGCUCCCAAGGUCCAACUCUUCUGUCCACCUAACCUAACCUUCAUGUACGUGCCAGGCCACCUGUCGCACAUGCUCUUCGAGACCCUCAAGAACUCACUGCGUGCCGUGGUGGAGACACACGGGGCUGAAAAGGAAGAGUUCCCUGUGACCAAGGUGAUUGUGGCUGAGGGGAAAGAGGACAUCACGAUCAAGAUCAGUGACGAGGGAGGUGGAAUUCCACGGUCUGCCAUUCCACUCGUCUGGACCUACAUGUACACUACAGUCGAUACCACACCAGAGCUGGAUCCCGGAUUUAAUGCUAGUGACUUUAAGGCGCCGAUGGCUGGGUUUGGGUAUGGUUUGCCACUUUCGAGAUUGUACGCAAGGUACUUUGGCGGAGAUUUGAAACUGAUAUCAAUGGAAGGAUACGGCACAGACGUCUACCUCCAUCUCAAUCGACUUUCUUCAUCCGCCGAGCCUCUGCAAUAA
Molecule: messenger RNA, 1278 nt
Organism: Cladophialophora bantiana CBS 173.52
Lineage: Eukaryota; Fungi; Ascomycota; Eurotiomycetes; Chaetothyriales; Herpotrichiellaceae
Exons: 3
Coding region: 1-1278 (425 amino acids)
Biological process (GO): regulation of glucose metabolic process; protein phosphorylation
Cellular component (GO): mitochondrion
Molecular function (GO): pyruvate dehydrogenase (acetyl-transferring) kinase activity
Source: RefSeq, a predicted model, not a curated record